This is a messenger RNA of Hordeum vulgare subsp. vulgare (domesticated barley), 2117 nucleotides long. Its product is annotated as transcription factor NIGTH1-like. Gene Ontology annotation, biological process: regulation of DNA-templated transcription. The transcript is spliced from 4 exons. The record is from RefSeq and is a predicted model, not a curated record. Bases 219 to 1649 code for a protein of 476 amino acids. Gene Ontology annotation, molecular function: DNA binding; DNA-binding transcription factor activity. NCBI's taxonomy places the organism in Eukaryota, Viridiplantae, Streptophyta, Magnoliopsida, Poales, Poaceae.
ACACAUACAUACAGGGAGAGAACUUUUCCUUUUCACCCCCUCUAAAUCGGACUUUAUUCUCUCUUCCCUCCCAGAAAUCACCCUUAAAAACAAGCCGAUUCCACCCCCCGAUCCCCCAUCCACACACAAACACACACCUGAUAUCCAAGUAAUAUACUGGAGCUUCCCUAGCACCUCACUAUAGCUAGCUUCACCACUUCACACACACACACACACACAUGGAUUCCUCGCCGUCUGACCUAACCCUAGACUACACGCCCAACGGCAACGGCACGGCGGCUGCCAGCGGCGGCUACCCGAAGCAGGCGUCGCCGGUUGUGGACCACCGCCAUCAUCUUACGCCGGAGCAGGCCACAACGCAGAAGCUGCAGGAGUUCCUGGCCCGCCUCGACGACGAGCGGCUCAAGAUCGACGCCUUCAAGCGCGAGCUCCCGCUCUGCAUGCAGCUGCUCAACCAAGCUAUGGAGGCGUACAGGCAGCAGCUGGAAGCGUGCCAGAUGGGGAGCCAUGGCGCUGCGGCGGCGAGGGCGCCGCUGGUGCUCGAGGAAUUCAUACCGCUGAAGAACAUCGGGAUCGACGAGGCGGAGAAGGCGGCCGGGAACGCGCCGUCAGAGAAGGCGAGCUGGAUGGUGUCGGCGCAGCUGUGGAACGGGCCGGCUACGGGGGACGCGGCGGCCAAGGGCCCGCAGACUCCCAAGGAGCGCUCGGAGCACCCGCUGGACACGAGCCCCAUGCUCGGCGCCCUCGACGGCGGCGGCGGUGCUUUCCUCCCGUUCAGCAAGGAGAAGGCCUGUAUGGCGGAGAGCGCGGCGCUGCCGGAGCUCGGGCUCGCGCCCGCGGAGAAGGACCGGGAGGCUGACAGAAAGCCGUACCACGACGCCGGCGGCAGCAACGGCACUGUAGUCUCGCGGAGAGACGUCGGUGCCCCACCGACGUCGACGGCGCCGGAAGGGCAGUCGGUGCCACCCGCUCCGCAGACGAACCGGAAGGCUCGGCGGUGCUGGUCGCCGGAGCUGCACCGCCGCUUCGUCAAUGCCCUCCAAAUCCUGGGCGGCGCUCAAGUGGCGACCCCGAAGCAGAUCCGCGAGUUGAUGAAGGUGGAUGGAUUGACCAAUGAUGAGGUGAAAAGCCAUCUCCAGAAGUACAGGUUACACACGAGACGGCCGAUGCCGGCACCGUCGGCGCCGCCGGCGGGGGCACCGCAGCUGGUGGUUCUCGGGGGCAUAUGGAUGCCGCCGGACUACGCGGCGCAGGGGGCGGGACCGGCCGCCAUCUACGGGGCGCACCCGGCGACGCAGGCGCACUACACGGCGGCGGUGUCGGCGCAGGAGUACUACCAGUCCGCGGCCGCGGCCGCGCACCACGGCCACCACAUGCAGCACCACCCGGCGGCCUCUAUGGUGCACCACCGCGCGGUGGCGCCUCCGCCUCCGCCUCCGCCUCCGCAACAUCAGCCCGUCUACAAGGUGCACCCGGUGUCGGCAGCAGGGUCGCAGGGGUCGUCGGAGGGAAGGCGUAGCAGCGGCGGCGGCAGGGAGAGGUCGGAGAGCAUCGAGGAGGAGGGCGAGGAGAGGGAGGAGGAGGACGACGACGACAACGACGACCACGGCAUGGCGGCGAACGGCGACGCCGAGCAGAUCAACUACUGAUUAACGGAUCAAAUUGAGUAGCGCGCACCAAUUAGUUAGCCCCUAAUGAUCGUACUUACGUCCGGUAGCUUAAUUAUUAAGAAGUUGGUAUAACGAGAUUGUUUUCUGUUCGGAAAGUGAUUUUUUGGCGCGGAGAGCGGAAGCCGGUCUCUGGGCUUGAGUGGAGCAGCGGGAGCCUGAGAUUGUCUCAUCCGUGAUGUGAUGGAUAUACGGAUGGAUUUGUGAGGGCUUUUCUCUUCUUCUUUUUUUCUUCCCCUUCCUUUUGGGCUUUUGUUUUUGUGCUAGCAAAUAAUUUGGUAAAUAUGCCAUGAUGGAAAAAUGCCUAGUUUUUGUACACUUGGUUGGAGGAAAAGACAGUUAUUUGGGGGAUGCUUCUCCUUGGUUUACGGUGUGAAUUGUCAGUAAGCAAUAACGGAAGGCUAUUUCUGUCCUGAAUAAAUGGUUCCAGAAUUUCUCGGAUAUGUACCA